AUGUCUGCUGAAGGAGGGAGAGCCAAGCACGUCGUGCAGUCCAGGAUGGAGAACUUCCGAAAGGUGAGGACGUCGGAGCAGGAGAUGCCGUUGCCCUUCCCCGACCUGCCCCCGGACGUGGUGGAGAUGAAAGUGAAGGAGGGCAGCAAGAUCAGGAACCUGAUGAACUUCGCCAUGGCCCAGAUGGAGCUGAAGGGCAGGCGGCAGAUCGUGUUCAGUGGCUGCGGCAGGAGCCAGGAGCCAUCUGACGGCCCCGCACAGAACCUGACCGUCCACAAGAACGUCCCUUCCAUCUGCAUUCUGCUCUCCAGAGACCCCCUGGAUCCCACCCAGACAGGCUACCAGCCCCCGGAGCCACUGGAUGAGGCGGGAGAGGACGCGGCAGGCUCCUCUGCCAAGGGGCUGAAGCGCUUGCUGCCACCUCCCUGCGAGGAGCUGCUGCCCAAGAAGCUGCAGGUACAGGUGAAUGACAGCCCAAGGGGCUCGGGGAGCACCCAUGGCCAGCAGGACCAUUGA
Acanthisitta chloris (rifleman) is the source of this 516-nucleotide messenger RNA. RefSeq names its product ribonuclease P protein subunit p25-like. Gene Ontology annotation, molecular function: RNA binding. The coding region runs from base 1 to 516 and encodes 171 amino acids. Gene Ontology annotation, biological process: tRNA 5'-leader removal. The record is from RefSeq and is a predicted model, not a curated record. NCBI's taxonomy places the organism in Eukaryota, Metazoa, Chordata, Aves, Passeriformes, Acanthisittidae. Gene Ontology annotation, cellular component: ribonuclease MRP complex. The transcript is spliced from 2 exons.